Messenger RNA from Lactuca virosa, 1149 nucleotides. Lineage: Eukaryota; Viridiplantae; Streptophyta; Magnoliopsida; Asterales; Asteraceae. The record is from the annotation of a GenBank genome assembly.
AUGAAAAUCUUGAAACCCGACCCGAAUCUUGCCGAUUUUAUCGAACUCGAGUGCUCAAGGAAGUCAUGGCAAGGGAUUAUUAUGCGAUUAUGGCCGAACACAAAGUAUGUCGACGUUAUCGUUACCGGGUCCAUGGCUCAGUAUAUACCAACCCUUGAUUACUAUAGCAAUAAACUCCCUCUUGUGUGCACAAUGUAUGCAUCUUCUGAGUGUUAUUUUGGGGUUAAUUUGAACCCACUUUGUAGCCCUAGUGAGGUUGCGUACACACUCAUUCCCACCAUGGCAUAUUUCGAGUUCCUACCUGUUCAUCGCAACAAUGGCGUGAGCACCACGAAAGGUGAGAAAGAGAGGCAACAACUUGUCGAUCUCGCAGACGUUAAACUCGGUCAAGAAUAUGAACUCGUUGUCACCACUUAUGCAGGUCUUUACAGGUAUCGAGUUGGUGAUAUUCUUAGAGUCGUUGGAUUUAAGAACAAAGCACCUCAAUUCAGUUUCAUUUGUCGAAAGAAUGUGGCAUUGAGUAUUGAUUCAGACAAGACUGACGAAGUGGAGCUACACAAAGCAGUGGAGAACGCGGUUAGCCACAUGGUCCCAUUUGGUGCGACAUUGACCGAGUACACGAGCUAUGCUGACACAACCACGAUCCCUGGUCACUAUGUGAUCUUUUGGGAGGUUAGCCAAAAUGGGUUAACUCAGGUUCCAGCUUCGGUGUUUGAAGAUUCUUGUCUCACGAUUGAAGAGUCGUUGAACAGUGUUUAUAGGCAAGGGCGAGCUUCAGAUAAGUCCAUAGGAGCAUUGGAGAUCAAGAUUGUUGAAAACGGGACGUUUGAUAAAUUGAUGGAUUAUGCUAUAAGUUUAGGUGCUUCGAUUAAUCAGUACAAGACUCCGAGGUGUGUAAAGUUUGAGCCGAUUAUAAAACUGUUAAACUCGAGGGUUGUGUCGAGUUAUAUAAGCCCAAAGUGUCCAAAAUGGUUUCCGGGGCAAAAGCAAUGGAGUAAUGUUCAUUGAUUAUGAAUGUGGAUGGACUUGAUUAUAGGUAGGAGUUUAAGAAAAGAAAAAAAAAGAUGUUGGUUUAUAUCAUUUAACAUCUUUAAAUGUUAUGGUAGUAUUUUCAAGUAAGGUAUGUACAAAAACAAUUUGGGAAUCGAA